AUGGGCACUGAUUGUCAACAUGUUCUUCAAAGAAGUGACUCAAAAUAUCCGUCUCUCAGGUCACUACAUCAAUCUGCCAAGCCCAUCGCUGUCGGGAAAGGCAAAGUUGGACCACACUCUAAGAUGUUUAUUUGGACCAGUGGCCGGUCCUCCUCAUCAUACAGACCAGAUGAAAGAAGAAACUUUUACCAAAAAAUCAAGGACCAUGAUCUUCUGGACAAAAGGAAAACUGUGACAGCACUGAAAGCUGGAGAAGACAGAGCGAUCCUCCUGGGGCUUACAAUGAUGGUCUGUUCCAUUAUGAUGUAUUUUCUCCUAGGAAUAACACUACUUCGUUCAUACAUGCAGAGUGUGUGGACAGAAGAGACCCAAUGCACAUUAUUGAAUGCUUCUAUAACAGAAACUUUCAACUGCUCUUUUAGCUGUGGUCCAGACUGCUGGAAAAUCUCACAGUACCCCUGUCUACAGGUCCAUGUAAAUCUGACCUCUUCAGGACAGAAAAUUCUUCUGUACCACAAUGAGGAAACUAUGAAAGUAAAUUCUGAGUGUUCAUACAUACCACAAUGUGGAAAAAACUAUGAAGUCUCAUUGUCACUUGUGAAUAUUAUCAUGGAGAACUUCCGAAAACAUCAAAGAUUUUCAUGUUUUUAUGACCCAGAAGGAAAUCAAAAGAAUGUCAUUUUGACCAAACUCUACAGUUCCAAUGUAUUAUUUCAUUCAUUAUUUUGGCCGACAUGUAUGAUGAUUGGAGGUAUCGCCAUUGUCGCCAUGGUGAAGCUCACACAGUACCUCUCCCUUCUAUGUGAGAGAAUCCAAAGGAUCAACAGAUAA
Molecule: messenger RNA, 831 nt
Organism: Nanorana parkeri
Lineage: Eukaryota; Metazoa; Chordata; Amphibia; Anura; Dicroglossidae
Gene: KCNMB2
Product: potassium calcium-activated channel subfamily M regulatory beta subunit 2
Exons: 4
Coding region: 1-831 (276 amino acids)
Biological process (GO): potassium ion transport; detection of calcium ion
Cellular component (GO): voltage-gated potassium channel complex; membrane
Molecular function (GO): potassium channel regulator activity; calcium-activated potassium channel activity
Source: RefSeq, a predicted model, not a curated record